AUGGCAGACAUGAUCGGUCCCGACCAUACGCCAAAGCGAAGCUUUGGAGAGCAAGCAAGACGCGCCAUCAAGGCCUUUACAACCAAAGAUGGUCUGGUUGGUACUUAUGACUACGCCUUUCUGUUCCGUCCAAACCUGCCAUUCAUGAAGAAGGAGCGAAGAGCUGCACCCUUCUUCGGUCUCCAUGACCGUAUGCCAGUGCUACUAGCUCUUCUCCUCGGAUUUCAACACGCACUCGCCAUGUUAGCAGGUGUCAUAACACCACCAAUUAUCCUCGCAAAUGCCGCACAGCUAAGUUCGGAAGAGCAACGCUACCUCGUCUCCACUUCGCUCGUAGUUUGCGGAAUCCUGUCCUCGAUUCAGAUCACGCGCUUCCAUAUCUGGAAGACCCCCUACUAUAUCGGAACCGGCCUGAUUUCCGUCGUCGGAACUUCUUUUGCGACUAUUCCCGUGGCGACCGGUGCCCUCAGCCAGAUGUACGCGACCGGAUUUUGCCCGACUGCUGCGGAUGGCACAAGACUCCCUUGCCCAGAUGGCUACGGAGCUAUUCUCGGUACGUGCGCUGUAUGCGCUUUGCUCGAAAUCGGCAUGUCCUUCACCAGUCCGCGUAUCCUUAAGAAGGUCUUCCCGCCCCUGGUUACCGGUCCAACUGUACUGCUCAUUGGCGUUCAUCUCAUCGAGACUGGACUUCAAAACUGGGCUGGUGGCUCGGGUGAUUGCCAAUCUCGUCCCGAAACUGGACUCUUUCAGCUGUGCCCCAACAUCAAUGCACCGCGCCCUCUUCCAUGGGGUAGCGCUGAGUUCAUCGGUCUCGGUUUCAGUGUCUUCAUCACCAUCAUCAUCUGCGAGCGUUUUGGCGCGCCUAUCAUGAAGUCUACCGCUGUCGUCGUUGGACUCCUGGUCGGAUGCAUCAUCGCAGGCGCAACAGGCUACUUUGACAAGUCCACCAUCGAUGCCGCACCGGCUGUAUCCUUUAUCUGGGUCCACACAUUCAAGCUUUCUGUAUACGGACCAAUAGUGCUCCCUCUGCUAGCAGUCUACAUGGUUGUCGCUAUGGAGGCCAUUGGUGAUAUCACCGCUACCUGCGAUGUUUCGCGCCUUGAAGUCGACGGCGAGAUGUUCGAUUCCCGAAUUCAAGGUGGUGUCCUCGCAGAUGGUCUGAACGGCAUGAUUGCAGCUCUGUGCACCAUCACUCCCAUGUCCACCUUCGCUCAGAAUAACGGUGUCAUUGCUCUGACGCGCUGUGCGAACCGAAAGGCCGGCUAUGCUUGCUGCUUCUGGCUCAUUGUCAUGGGCAUCUUCGCCAAGUUUGCGGCGGCCCUUGUUGCCAUUCCUUCAGCAGUUCUCGGCGGAAUGACAACCUUCCUCUUCAGUGCCGUCGCUGUUAGUGGUAUUAGGAUCAUCAGCACGAUGUCCUUCACUCGCCGCAACCGUUUUAUCCUCACUGCAGGAUUUACCCUGGGCUUCGGCGCUACCAUGGUCCCAGACUGGUUUGAUCACGUCUUCACUUACGAUGGACCGAACCACGCACUUCAGGGCUUCUACAACGCUAUCAUCUUGAUCCUCGAGACAGGUUUCGCUGUUGUUGCUUUCAUCAACGUUGUACUUAACCUUGUCCUACCAGAGGAGAUUGAGGACGAGGAGACACCGGAGUUGACUGCGAAUGAAGUCGACGAGCCAGCGGAUAAGGAAGAGUGGGCAAGGGUCAAGAAGGGAGCCACUGAUGUUGAGGGACGACCAAGUUCGGAUAUUGAGCCUAGCAAGGCCGCGUGA
Messenger RNA from Alternaria ethzedia, 1773 nucleotides. RefSeq lists its product as uncharacterized. Gene Ontology annotation, molecular function: xanthine transmembrane transporter activity. Gene Ontology annotation, cellular component: fungal-type vacuole; membrane. The coding region runs from base 1 to 1773 and encodes 590 amino acids. The transcript is spliced from 3 exons. Gene Ontology annotation, biological process: xanthine transport; transmembrane transport. NCBI's taxonomy places the organism in Eukaryota, Fungi, Ascomycota, Dothideomycetes, Pleosporales, Pleosporaceae. The record is from RefSeq and is a predicted model, not a curated record.